UUUCCAGACAAUGUCACUCAUGUUAGUACUCGAGUAGCAGGAACAGUGGGAUACCUAGCUCCUGAGUAUGCUUCGUUAGGACAACUUACAAAGAAGGCAGAUGUUUAUAGCUUUGGGGUGCUGUUACUGGAAAUUAUAAGUGGCAGAAGUUGUAGUAAAGCUGCAUUUGGAGAGCAUCUGUUGGUUCUGGUGGAAUGGACAUGGAGGCUGAGAGAAGAGGAAAGGCUUCUUGAUAUUGUGGAUCCAGAUCUGACUGAAUAUCCAGAGGAUGAGGUAAUGCGCUUCAUUAAGAUUGCACUCUUUUGCACCCAAGCAGCUUCUCACCAAAGGCCUGCCAUGAAGCUAGUGCUGGCGAUGCUUUCCAAAGCAGUUCAUCUCAAUGAGAAGUUAUUAACAGAGCCAGGGGUGUAUAGGCCUUAUUAUCCUCAGCAAUCGGGUGGUAGUAGUAGUUUGCAGGAGACGUCAUCCUCCCAGGCAAGAAAAGGCAAGCAAUCGGUAAAUCCUUUUGUAACUUCAACUCAGUCAGAUAGUUCCCAGAGUAUGACACAGAUGCUUCCUAGAUGAUGCAUUUAUUUUUGUUGCGUAAUUUCCAUUACUUUCUCUGAAAUGUCCACUUUGGAGGUCUAAAUUACCUCUCUUUCCCCAUUUUUCUUUCUAGAAGCAUGUAAAACGACCUGUAUUUUCUUUUCUUCUUUUCCAAUCCUAAAUUGCUAUUCGGC
This is a messenger RNA of Ilex paraguariensis (yerba mate), 719 nucleotides long. The record is from the annotation of a GenBank genome assembly. Lineage: Eukaryota; Viridiplantae; Streptophyta; Magnoliopsida; Aquifoliales; Aquifoliaceae.